GCCUCUUAGUGUCCGCUAGAAAAUGUUGGCGUUCGCACUGUGACGGUGUCUCCGGUUUCUAUUUUUUUUCUUUGUGCACUUUUUUGUUUCCCUCUGUUUUCCCUCUUCUUUUAGUUACGUUUAAAUUAGUCAUUAGUAGAAUUAUCGAAAACCGAUCGAUUUACAAGUUAUAAUUUAUUACGACUUAUGUUCAAUAUCAUAAGAUAAUCGCGAUCGCGUGUUUUUGUUUUUUAUAUUGCGCUCAGUUUAGUGUUCUGUUUUCUGCGAUUAACAUUCUCAGAAGAAGAUUUGAAAUAGUGCUGUACGUUAGAUUAAACGAAGCGAACGAAGCUCAAAUGAGAUCCUGAGCCUUUCAACCAGGCACAAAGUGUUUCACAUUAUGAAGUGAAAGUAUUUGUGGACUAUGUGUUUCAAAAAUAGUUCCAGUGAAUUUGAAUUCCUCGACAAACGUAAAGUUAAACACUGGAAAAUGUAACCCAAACCAGCUAAAGAAAAUAUUGUUAACAAACUGUUUGUAAAUGUACCCAUCGUGAAGAUAAGAAGAAUAUAGUGCGCGACAGUGAAAUUCAACCAUGUCUACUCAAGAUUUAAGAGGUCGACGAUCGACACUUCUCCAGCGUUAUCAACCAGGAGCCGGUUCUCAAGAUCCAUUACAGCAGACACCGGAUCCAUCAAUCGUCAGAUCCACCAGCCAAAGAAGUCUGCAAAACUCUUCGCUACUGCAAAAACAUUACGCAAAGACAACCUCACAAGAUUUGAGAGCAGACCUUCCCACUCAGCCGGCAUCAACUUCAUCUCAACCACAGAGAUCCAGCAGUCAGCGUAACUUGAAUCAAUCUAAACUACUACAACGGUAUUCUAAGCAAAACUCCCUAGACUCACAAGAUGUUCCAAAACCGGAGUCACAGCGAUAUAGUAGCCAGAAAAGCUUAGAAAGCUCCAAAUUAUUACAACGAUACAAUGUUGUUAAUAACUCUCAAGAAUUCACUGGUCUUGCAGCCAGAGAAAGCACUCCCGUGACUCGCUUCCAACGCAGCGAAAGCUUGGAUCAUGAUAGGAUGACGAGAUCAUCUUUAUUGUCCAAAUAUACACCGAGAUUCGGAAAGUCAUUGGAUAGGAACAAAACUGCCCCGAUAAGUAGUUACAGUAACUAUAGUAGCCAACAAAGUCUGAACCAACAGGAUCCAGUUAAAACAAUAUCAGCAUCACAAACGAUCGGUGAUUAUGGAGGAGACCAUUUCGAUCAGUACGAUGCACAAAAUAUACGUAGUCGGUCGUCAAGCAUGGCUCGCGGUCUCAAUCGCAAAAGUUUACAAAGAGAUCUGCCACCAUCUGCCCGAAAUUAUGAAAUGGAAAAAGAGAAUAUGCCGCUAGAUCCCAUUACUCCUGAAACAUUGCCAGUAGUGGCAACCGCCGUGCCUGUCAUGGGAAAUAUAGCGUCAGCUCUUCCAUUGCCUAUGCUUGCCGCAGUUACUCCUGCGCCAACUAUGGAAAUCAGUGCGCCACCCCUAGAAAUCUCACCUCCUUUAAUGCCACUGCAACCGACCGUUUAUGAUAUCAACUCAGAAAUACCAAAACGAAAAGAACCGGUCAAGCCACCUAGGAAGGAUUUGGCACCCGUGAGUAUUUCCAUUCCUAACAUAAAAACCACAAUCACCAUCGAACCACCGACGCCCAUCAUCCCCACCAAAAAGGAUGCACCUGUCGUUCCAAAAGACCUGUCAUCACCAUCGUUCAGUAGUAGGGAUCGCAUGGAACAUUAUGGAGGCGCUCCCAUUCCGUCAUCACCACCACUACCAUCCCAACUACUGUCAAAGCAAAACACCAAAUCACCUGCACAAACGUCGCCAUCAACCAAGAAGGACAGUUCCCUAUUUCCCAUCAGCGACAUCAGUGGUCGACGUAGCAUGACUGAUCUUCGUCAAACCAAAGAAGUAAGCAGCUCGUUUGCAAUGGAAAUUGACGAAUUUAGUGACAGGCGCGAGCUGAGCCAUUUCACGAAAAAGCGAGACUCAAUCAAAGGCACACUAGCGUCAGCUUUCGAACAAAUAGCUGUAUUAUCCGUUCCACAUGCAACAGAUGCAUUCGAAGAUGAUGGUGAAAACGUUGAGUCACUUCCACCGAACAGAAAACUGAAAAAGCGAGACCAUACCUACCAUCCCUCUUUUGUACCAAAGCAUGCCAAAUUGGAGGAAAGCGAACGAAAGAAACAAGAGGAAAAAGAAAAACAAGAAAUCCGGAAGAUAGAACAAGAACGAAAGAAGCUAGAAGAGAAGGAAAGGCAAGAGAAUCUAAAGAAAGAACAAGAGCGCAAAAAGCAAGAAGAAAAAGCUAAACGAGAAAAUCAAAAGAAAGAACAAGAACGAAAGAAAGAGGAAGAAAAACUAAGAAAAGAGGAGGAGAAACUGAAGAAGGAGAACGAAAAGCUAAGAAAAGAGGAAGAAAAGCGUCGAAAAGAUGAUGACACACGAACAAAAGCUGAAAAGGAGCAGCAACGUAAAGAAGAUGAAAAGAAAGCCAAAAUCGAAGAUGAAAACCAAAAGAAAGAAGCAGAGCGGCUUGCAAAAGAAGAAGAAAAACAAAUAAAAGAGGAAGAAAAACGUUUACGGGUCGAGCAAAAACGCAUACGCGAUGAAGAGAAGAAGAAGCAAAAGGAAGAAAAAAAGUAUCUAGUUCUUCAAAAACUAAUACCAACCGAUCAAUUUGAGCCGGAAAAACCUGAAGACGAUACUUUAGAAUUUGGGAAUCAUUUGGACCAGUAUAGCAUCUCCGCACCGCCCAAGCCUCAAACCGGCUCAGUUGGGCGUCCACGAUCAAGUGGAACACCUCACGGCAGCCAAAGUGCUCUCAAUCGCCACACCCUCCCGGCAAUGUCAAAACCUAUGUACAGCAGCCAGCAGAGCUUAGAUCGAUCUGGUGGAGUCCAAUCCAAGAUGCUACAACGAUACGCUAAGCGUAGUGGAUCGCAAGACUUUACGCAUUCUGCGGAUGUAGAAGAAGCUCGAAAAUUCAUCAAGGAUGUACACACCAGUCAGGGCAGCCUGGAUCAUCAACGGGUAGCACGUUCCAGUCUUCUUCAAAAAUACACACCAAAACCGUUGAGUGCAUCCACCGCCGGAGGUCCAGCAGUGGUUCCACCAUCAACCCCAAAGUCAACCAGUCAAGUAAGCCUGGACAAGUCGCGAAUCGAGAAAUCUGCUCUUCUGCAGCGUUACAAGGCAAGAAGUGAAUCUGGCGAAGGACGAACCGAAGGCCUGUUGGAUGCGGUCGACACAGAACCUCGGAAAACAGCAAUUGUGUUCAAUCCCAAAAAGUUUCCGGAGAAGACGAGCACAUUUGACUAUCGCGACCACGAAUAUGAGCCAAUCGGUGAGCCAGUUGAGGACAAAAAUGUCGAAGCAGCCAAAGGCAGCCUGGCACUGCCAACUGAUGACAAGAAAAGAAAGUUAUCCACCUCUUCGUUGCGUGUUCCUUUGGACGAAGGCGACACCAUCAGUAUGGAGGAACUUCAAAAGGACAUUGAGGAUCGAUACUUUAAUCGUCCUUCCGUAGAACAAGCAACAAUAGAAUUUACGGAACCAGUUGAGGUGGCUGCACAAGAAAAGACUAGUAAGGUUAAAUCAGCUAUGGCUCGAGCUCAAGAAAGUGGUAAGAAAGCCAUGGCCAAAGCACAAGUAAGUAGCCGGAAUGCUAUGGUCAAAGCACAAGAAGGUGGAAAGAGCCUGCAUCAGAAGCUACGCAAACAGACUGAUAAAUUCAAAACCAAAAUGACCAAUAUUAAUAUCAAGAAGGAUAAGGAUGUGGCUCCUCUAGCAACACCGGAAAUUGUCACAACGCCAGAGAUCGAGAAACUCGAUUUUACCCUUGCUGAGCCUUCGCCUGAACAUGAGACUGGUGAAUUAGAAUCCGUCCCCGCACAGGCUGACGAAGCUACAGCAGAGGUAGAAAACGAGGAGGUUGUUCCUGAAAGUGGAGCAACCAAAAAGAAGUUCAGAGCCGCAGAUUUUAGUAAAAUAAAAAAUAUUCAGAUGCCAAAGAUUCAUAAACCGGAGUUCAAAAGACCAGAAUUCACUAAAAUUUCGAAACCUAAAAUGCCAAAGCUCAAAACGCCGGAUAUGUCAAAAUUCAAGCGCCCGGAAAUGCCAAAGUUUUUAACUGAAAAACCUGAUUUUUCCAAACUCAAGAUGCCUGAGAAAAUUGGUACCAUCAAAAUUCAACGUAGCAAAUCGAUGAAAGAACCCGUAUUAUCAAGUGCUACGAGCGCUGCGUCACCUUCGGAAAUUGAGGCACCUUCUACACUCGACGGAGAUGGUACUAAGAAGAAGCUCAAAUAUAACGACUUCAGCACUUAUCCACGUUUGUUGGACAAAUUCAAGCGCCAAAAACCAAGUAAUGAAAGUGUUCGGGCGUCCACGCCUCCACCGCUGGAGUUCACUAAAGUUGCAAAAACAUCCCGCACUAAAGGAACUGGUUUUGUUUCACGUUGGGCAGAAAAAUCAUCGGAGGAUACGGGAAGUACUCGUUUCUUCACCGGUAGUGAAAUUGGAGAGCGUGAAGGAUCGGUUGAAAAGCGAAUACGCCAACGCUUGGAAAGGGCCGAUUUCGAUGAACCGGAGCUUGCGGUCACUGCCGAACAGAAACAACUUGAAGAAUAUGAUAAGGAAAAUCGUGAAAUUCAUCUCUUGUCUGCUGCACGGCACGACGAGUUUAUGAAACGUAAGCCACCUAUGGAGCGCCAAGAAUCAGAUCUUGCCUCUGAGGAAGAAAAACAGUUCUGGGCCAGUUCGCUAGGUCAGAAAAUUCGACAAAAUAUCGAUAUGAAUAGCAACGACUUUGAUUUCUUAGACGAAGAGGAUCGUCUACGCUCGGCCCGUGAAAAUGAAACUAUGGCAUUAAGUGCACACGAUCGCGCCAGGUUCUUGGGGGAACCAUUAGGUGAACAAUCGGAAAAGGAUUAUGACAUGCGAUCCACAACUCCGUAUUCAAACAAAGAGUGCCAGUCGUCUGGUAGCUCUGGAAUACGUCGACGUAAAGGCGUUAUUGAAGAAAUCGAUGAUGAUGAAUUCUUCUUGCGUCAAAAGGGGAUUUCCAAAGACAAUAUUCAAAUGGGAGAAUACAUCAGCACGGCUAUCAAAGAAGGUUUAAGCACACCUAAGAAUGCCCUGGCUGAAAUGGGAAGCUACGAUCCAUACUUUGACGACGAAGCAGAUGUUAGUGAACGGAUGAGCGUGGAUUAUCGCGCAGAACACGCUGCAGGGGGUCGCUACUAUCAGCCAAGCUUUGAAUCUGACGACGUGUCCAAUAAGCAAAGCUUCACUGAUGAAUUCCGCAAACAAGCUGACUUUUUCAAAACAUUCCCUCCAGAUCGCCCCAUAAGAAAGCAUAAAAAAUCAUACAAUGACGAUCAGUUACAUGACGACCAUCAAAAGGUGCCAUACGAUUCGUACCAACAGGAGGAAGAACAAGAUGUGGAGUUCUACGGUAGAGAUCGUAAGUAUGGCGCUGAACCACAAGAAAAUCGCGCAGAGAGGGAUGAACGUUUCAUAGACGAGGAAAGCGUUGGUAAUGGAUUUACUCUCACCGGUUCAGCCGUACCUCCAACGCCACCCAGGCGGCGUAAGAAGCGCUUCCGCGAAUUCACACCAUCGGAACUCACGCCAUUUGGAGAUGGACUCACAUCAAAACCUAUUUACAAUAGUUAUACUCUAGGACCCGAAACGCACAUUUUCAACACCGACAUCCCGCUGGCCCAAGAGGAGAGCUUCACAACGCCUCUACCAACCCCAAGAAGAUCCCGUUCAAGAUCGCAACUCUCGAAAUUCGAUGACGAUAGAACAUCAAGAGGAGCAGAGUCCUACAUCUUCGGAGCCGAAGACAACGCCUUGGUUAAGCUCGCUAUCGACAUGUCUGAAUCAAACGGCUACGCAACUGUUCGAAAGGAACCUCCGCCACGUCCUCCAGCUCCGAUUCGCCGUAGGAAAUCCACCCGGUCUCUGGGCGAUCAACGCCAGUUCAACACUCUGCCAAAUUUUCAUUCGGCAUCGCCAGCCCGUCCAUCUCGCAAUUACAGCACGAUCAAUCCUAACAGACCGCCACGUGGUAGAUCUGUGUCAAGCUUGAACGAAAGUGCUACGAAACUUUCGACCAUAAGCAAGGAUGACAUCACUCAAUACGAAGAUAUUGAAGCCGUUGGGGAUCAAGUAAAACUGCACGAAACUCUGCAAUCUGGUGAUGUUGUUAAGAAAAUGAAAGAUCGACCACUGCCCCCACCACCCCGUCCACCAAGAGACAAUAGAAAGGCUCGCCGUUAUGAUCAGGAUGAUCGAUUUGAUUUUGAUGGUGGCACUGAAAGGAUCAUUCCUUUAGAUACGAUCGAACCCAGGGUUAUAGAAGAGGUGGAAAUAGCAAUUCAAACGGAUCCUGUAUCCGACGACUUUGAACUGGAUAUUGAAGUAUCGGAAACUAUGGCCAAACCAGGGAAAACACUGCAAGAAAUUCUGAAGGAAGAACAACAAGCGGAAAUUGAUAGAGCCCGACAGUUGGCAGAGGCAAGCAAUUUAAUGCGAGACAUUCAAAAAUUCAGAGACUCCACAUCGUCCUUAUCGCUUCAUGGUAGCCGUCCAGAAACUCCAUCCGCAAUGACGUUUGAAAGAAGGGUCUCAGCGCCUUCUACGUCUCAAAUAGUACCAGGUCUGAGUAGUGAAAACCUCACUGAACAAGACUUAGCUAACAUCGACGAUGACAAAUUUAUAGCAGAGCUAGUAAAGAAAUACGUUUCUGAGGAGAAGGUAACUGAUAAUGGAAAGAAACCAUUCAAAACAAUGGAAGAACCUAGAUUAGUAACAGAAAGGGCUGAGCAAGAGAAAUUGCGUGAAAUCGAAUCAAUGAUCGUGCAAGAAAAUGUUCAAAGAGAAGAUAUAAGAGCUGUUCAAUCGGGGCCAGCAGCACCUCCACGAAGACGCUCUUUGGUAUCGUCUACUCAUGACAUACCAACAAGCAUCGAAAUUCCUCAAAAUGUAAUUGAAGAAAUCGUAGAACGCCUCAGAACCAAUGAACAGCAGCACAUUGCAGAAUUGGAACAACUCCACCAACAACAGUUGGAUGAAUUGAGAAAACAGCAGGAGGAACAAAGGGUGCUGCAAGAACAAAAAUUAACAGAACAGCAGAAAAUGCUGUUUGAUCAGCAGAAUCAACAACUGCACGAAACACAGCAGCUUAAGGAACAAAUUUUCCAACAACAAGAACAACAAAUGGCGCUACUCCAGCAGCAGCAACAGCAACAGCAACAACUUCUACUGGCACAGCAACAGCAGCAAAUUCUGCUCCAACAACAAGAAAAAGAACGGGAACUUCAGCGAGAGAGAGAACGCGAGCUCCUUCGUGAGCGUGAAAUUGAAUUGGAGAAAUCUCGCGAAAGAGAGCGUGAAUUGCACCACGCUAGAGAACUUGAGUUGCAGCGAGCACGGGAGCUGGAGCAGCAACGGGCGAAAGAACUUGAGCAUCAAAGGUUGCGUGAAUUAGAGCUUCAGCGAACAAUGGAGCUGGAGCAUCAGCGUCUUAGAGAGCUUGAAUUACAGCGAGUUCAAGAAGCCGAAGUGCAACGCGCUCGAGAGGCGGAACUACAACGUGCUCGAGAAGCAGACCUGCAAAGAGUUCGAGAAACUGAAAUACAAAGAAUUCGAGAAACAGAAUUGUUGCGCGCUCAGGAAGCUGAAAUACUCAAACUCAAGGAAAUUGAACGUAAAGUGAGAGAGAGCCAAGCCAAGGAAGAAGGAUCAAUUGCGAAUGCUGCUGAUGAAACUGUAGAACCAUUAGCAUCAGCGAAAAUGACACAAGAAGUUGUGGAAACUAGUAAAGAAGCAUCAGUCUCUGAACAGAAGCCAACAGUCGAGCCCGCACCCGUUCGUCCACCACCACCACGAAUAAGUCCUCAGAUACCGAUAAAUGCACAGUUCCCUUACCAAGAAUAUCUAUCCUACCCACUUCCACCGCCACCCUUCUAUCCUACUAGGAAUCAUUCGGAUGAAGAAGGAGCCUUUCCGCAAGCGCCACAUCGUCGUCGAAGGCAUCAUCGGUCGAGGAGAGAAUCAACUUCUGAAGAGGAGUUCCAGCGUGAACAACGGAAACAACGCCACGGAACGCGUUCGCCUGAGCCAUCAAUUCCAGCCCUGGGCAGUCAAUUGAUUAGAGCUUGUGGAGCUUCCAUCAGAGAAACGGGAGAUGAACUGAUGUCAAUUCUGCGGGCAAGCAGCAAAGACGAAAACAAACGUGAUUUGCACAUUGCUCUCAUAAUACUUAUUGUAAUUGUUGCCGGCCUGAUGGCCCUGGGAAUGAGUGGAGAACAAUCUGUGCAUCAUCACCAUUGGGACUACUUCACGCCACCUGGAAACAGCGGACACUAACCGAAAAUGUUGUGAUACGACCCGCUAAUAGGAAGUCCCACGUUGUUAUUUUGGAUACAUGUACACAAUGGUUCAUUCACGUCUAAUUUUUAUAGUAGAAUUUAAAAUGCAUCUUUAUCAAUUUGUUAUCACUUGUAACGCAUCGUGUUACCCUUAGAAUGUGGUUAAUUUUAAAUUGUUUUUACAAUCUGCAUUUGAGCGUUUACUAAACACUAGAAGUCAAUCAUUAAGCUGUUGAGUCAUAUUUAUUUCAUCUUUUUGCUAAACUAUAGUCCAUUACCGCAACGCACAAGAACCCGCACAUUGUUGAUUAUUUCUGCACUUUCUAAUAACGCACCACGAAAGCAAAUCAAUAACAUCAAAAUAGUGAACACAAUUAAUCGAGAUUUUUACAUGCCUAAUUAGUGUACAGUAGGUAUCAGAGUCGAAAGAAUGCGAGUUGCAGAAAAAAACACACAAGGUUCGAAAACCUGCGAGUUUCAAAGCUAGUCAAAGAAUGUACAUAGGGAAUAAAGAUCUGGAUAUCCGAACCCUUCAUUAUUAAUUUAUUUGUUUUUAAACAUUAUCACAUUUCGACAGAAAAAUAAAACAAAUGUUUUGGCAAAAAUGAAA
Armigeres subalbatus is the source of this 9014-nucleotide messenger RNA. Its product is annotated as trichohyalin. Bases 573 to 8402 code for a protein of 2609 amino acids. The transcript is spliced from 6 exons. The record is from RefSeq and is a predicted model, not a curated record. NCBI's taxonomy places the organism in Eukaryota, Metazoa, Arthropoda, Insecta, Diptera, Culicidae.